Erythranthe guttata (spotted monkey flower) is the source of this 1541-nucleotide messenger RNA. NCBI's taxonomy places the organism in Eukaryota, Viridiplantae, Streptophyta, Magnoliopsida, Lamiales, Phrymaceae. The record is from RefSeq and is a predicted model, not a curated record.
UAAUAAAUUUGGUGACGUUUGAAACGGCACCGAAUCGGCAAGAGAAAUGGGUGCACUAAGGGCACCCCUAUUAUUGCUAAAGCCACUCCACCACCUCCGUCUUUUCGCUUCUCCGUACUCACACUCACUUUCUCCAUCUCCGCCUCUCAUCAAACCCUUGCACUUCCAUUUUUCAAUUAGGUCAAUCACCAAAAUUACGGCAAUGGCCGAUAACUCCGCCUUCGCCGGCAAACACAUCUCGAGUGAUUGGUUCUCAGUGCCGGAGCUCCGGCUCCGGGACCAUAGGUUCACAGUACCUCUCGAUUACUCUAUCGGUGAUAUUGCUUCCCCCAGGAUUACCGUCUUUGCUCGUGAAGUGGUCACUGCUGGGAAGGAAGAACUGCACCUACCUUUUUUACUCUACUUGCAGGGUGGACCUGGUUUUGAGUGCAUGCGACCAUCUGAAUCUGCUGGAUGGAUAAGUAAAGCUUGUGAAGAAUUUCGUGUUAUUCUAAUGGAUCAGCGUGGAACAGGCUUAUCAACCCCUUUAACACCAUCUUCAAUGACUCAAUUUAAAUCCGCUGAGGAUUUGGCCAAAUACUUGACACACUUUCGAGCUGACAACAUAGUUAAUGAUGCUGAAUUCAUUCGCAAAAGGCUCGUUCCAGAUUCUGGUCCAUGGACAGUGUUGGGACAGGUAUAUAUAUUAGCAGAGUCUGAAGGAGGCGGGGUAACACUCCCAUCUGGUGGCAUCUUAACACCACGUGGACUGCAGCUUCUAGGUUUGGCAGGUUUAGGGUCUAGUACUGGUUUUGAACGUUUACACUACUUGUUUGAGAGAGUCUGGGACCCUAUAUUAGUUCCCGGAGCACCAAAGAGAAUUAGCUACUCCUUUCUGAAUGCAUACGAGAGGUGGUUGGAUUUCGACACUAAUCCUCUGUUUGCUAUCAUGCACGAGACAAUAUACUGUCAGGGUGCUUCUUCAAGUUGGUCUGCUCACCGAAUAAAGGCUGAAACCGACAGUCAGUUUGAUGCAGUAAAGGCCGCCAAAGAAGGACGCCCAGUGCUCUUUACUGGAGAGAUGGUAUUUCCAUGGUUUUUUGAUGAAAUUCACGCUUUGAGGCCUUUCAAAGAAGCAGCUCAUUUAUUAGCAGAGAAGAAGGAUUGGCCUCCGCUAUACGAUAUUGCCUCGUUAAAUAACAACAAGGUUCCAGUUGCGGCUGCUGUAUAUUACGAAGACAUGUAUGUUAACUUAAAGAUGGCGAUGGAGACAGCUUCGGAAAUAGCGGGAAUACGAACAUGGGUUACGAAUGAAUACAUGCAUUCCGGUUUGAGAGACUCCGGUGGUCAGGUUAUUGAUCGUUUGCUUGGAAUGCUUAACGGAAAGAAGCCUCUCUUUUGAUUUUUCGACACAUUGAAAUCAAACCAUUGUCUCACUUGUUGGCCUGUUUGGGUGGUAUUAUGGCAGCUUGAAGGAGAGAAGCAUUUAUUUUGUAACAAAUGAGAUAAUAAAUCUUUAAUGAUAUUUAUUUUGAGUAAAUAAUAUUUAUUUUUCCAAUUUA